Messenger RNA from Trachymyrmex cornetzi, 5009 nucleotides. RefSeq lists its product as uncharacterized. The transcript has 14 exons. The coding region runs from base 632 to 3868 and encodes 1078 amino acids. The record is from RefSeq and is a predicted model, not a curated record. Lineage: Eukaryota; Metazoa; Arthropoda; Insecta; Hymenoptera; Formicidae.
GUCGAACACUGAUUGGCCGCGGUGACGACGUGCGGGGUGCAGGGCGCCAGGUGACGUCGCACGACGCAUGUUCCGUGCUAUCGAAUCCGAGUGACAGGUGGUGCGGCUCAGGCUCGGCAGGGCAGGCUCGGCUCAGCUCGGCUCUCAAUCCCGUGCGGUGCACACACUUGGUACGUGAUCGUUGGCGUGAAUAACACGGUCCGUCGUGCACUGUCGUGGACGUUUGACAUUACUGCCGAAAAGCGUGGCGCACCGCUGUACCUGUCCUUUGAAGGGAAAUCAUCAACGAGAGAAGAGGAUACUCUACGGUCCUGUCACGUCGCACACGUCGCGAGGACGCGAGUUGCGUGUUACUCCAAAAACGGCACCUGGGACACCCGUCGUCAUCCUUCCAAAUUGUGCAAAUCGCGGUGACAUGCACGCACGAUCACCCGUGCGUCGCUGCUCGUAGGUGCUCCACCCUUCCCCCGUGUUCAGUUCCUACGAUGUGUACCACGUAUCCGCGCGACUCACCCGGGAGAUUCAGCUGCAGAAGAGUGUAUUCGAGAUUACUCUACGGCAGGCCAGGCAUAAAACCGCCUAAGGGAUUUUCGUUUCUCAUUCGGUGUUGGGACAAGGUUGGCGGAUCUAUAUGGGGCAAUGCGUGUCUCGUAAGGCGGGCGCCGUCGUCGCAGCAUCCGGUCAUCACAAUUCACCCUCGUACCGUAUCAUGGACAAGGCCCAGAAACAGGGCUCUUCGAAGCGCGGCACGUCGCACACACGCGGCACCGCGAUGUCCUUCGGCUUCAGGCGACGACCCGCCAGCGGGAUUCCUAUGCCGAUAACGAACUAUGUCGCCGGUACCACCAACGAGAAGAGCCUGCUGCAUCCACGAUCAAAGUCAGCCGGCCCGGAGCAGGAUCGCAGACGGAUGAUGGAUGAUGAUAACAGCAAUAUGAUCCACAAUUCGUCAUCCGGCCGAUCGACACCGCGGUUGGCACCGCCAAAGAAGGACUCGAGUGGUAUCGGCGUCAGGACAAAUCGCUUCGGUUAUCGGCAGCCGCAAGCGAGAUUCACGAACAAGGUUGGCGACAUCUGCAACAGCCACAACAUCAGUCACUACAAUCAGGAGAAGCUGCAGCAAUAUUCGCAGCAACAGCAGCAGCAACAACAAGAGAACUACUUUAUCAAACAGCAACAACCAAACAGGGUCGUUGCGCACGUGCCACAGCAUUUGUGCAGCACGACGGUACCAGCAAAAUCUCGUCCGCCGCAAUCGAAUAACAUGGCUUACAGCGGCAAUUCGAUGAUGCAACACACAGACGCGAAUAAACGAGUCUCAGGCAUUCCAGAACCCAUCAGUAGGUACACGUUGCAUACCAGUCAUCUGCCGCUACCUCAAUAUGCCGUACGGGUAAACGACUCAAAUUCUAAGAUCGCCAAGACUGCAGCAAAUCAAAGUAGAAAGAUAUCCACGUCGAAAGGCUCGUCCAGUUCGAAGGAAGGUUCGGUGACUGAGGAUUCGGGUGUCAGCAGCCAGCCGACUGGUCCGGAAGACAAUGAUAGAAUCAGAUCGAUGGAUUACAUGGAUGAUGCUUCUCUGAGGAGACGCGGCGUCGGCAGACCAAGAAACUUGCGCAUGGUGGUGUCCGGCAAAAGCUUUGACGUGAGAGAUGUCCGUGACGACGACAGCACUGUCACGGAGAUCUCCGUGAUCCCGUUGCCCAAAUCUUUCGCAACCGCUGCGGUGAAUCUAAAUACUGGCUUUGUGCGAGAGCGGGCUACGCAAUAUCAGCGAAUCGUUAACAAGGACAAUAGAUACACCGACUCGACCGCGUCAAUGUCCACCACGUCCUCGGAGGGCUACGACGAGGGAUGUCUGAGUGAGGAAAAGGUCUACAAAGAUCGAUCGCGCACAGAAAAGGUCCCGUCCAUCAAAUCGGACUUUAGCCCUCCCAGUUCGGACGAUCCCGAAUAUGGACACGGUGAAGCCAUGGCAGACGAGUAUUCGUUGAGCUCCAGCGAUGAAUACCAGCGUACCAACUCCAUCAUCGCUCAGCACGCGCAAGCAAUCACCGCUGCCACAAAAAGCGGCGCAACAUCGAAGAACGCUCUACGCUCGGUGUUGCUCACCAUCGAAGAUCCCGCAUUCGCCGCCGCCGCUGCUACUACAACCACUUUAAUAGACGACGAGACUUCACCGGUUGACAGCCUGUUUGACAGUCCUACCGCCAGCAUCACGCAGUCGGAUGGAAAGCCCUCGAAGAGGGAUGAAGAACACGCGCACGAGCGUUCGGACAACACUCUCGAGGAUGACGGUCCGGGCACGCCGACGAACGCUUCUAACUCGCUUAGCUUGUCCGAGGGUAGAGAGUUCUUCGACGAUGAAAUCGCGGAUCAACCCGGAUUGAUUUUUGAUGAUAACAGCCCGAGAGCAAGAAUCGAAACGCAAUCCGCUAUGGGAGGUCAAGUAAUCACCGAAAAUAGCCAUACUCUGGUUGAGACAAGCUCUAAGAAUGGCGUGCAUAUCAAAGGCGUAAUGAAUAGUCCUCAUCACGGGCAACGUUUGCAUCGAGCAGGCAGCGUAGACACUUUAUCGCCCUGCGAAUCCAUUGCAUCGGACGAUUUAAUGUUAGAUUACGACGGCAGCGACGCAAGCUCUUACGAGGAACAACAGCGAUUAAAUUCCAAUCCUGCGUUGCACGAGCUGGAUGACGCAACUAUAAUUUCCGAGCUGGAAGCUCAGGGCGAAGAAGUGAUGAGGCAAUGGAGUUCAUUGCUGAACACUGCGCAUAUGGAGGAGGUGAAUUCCAAUUCCGCCAACAACAAUUCCAUCAACAGCGGUAACAUUAACAGUCAGGCCGCCACCGAAUCCGGAAUCGGAAGUGACAGGAUGUCAAGGCUAUUACGCAGUAGAUCGGGAACGGAAUCGCCUCGUUCGUUAGACAACAUGCGCAAUCGUCAAGUUUCUAGUCCUAUGAGAACGUCGGGAAGUGUAUCAUCCUCGUGCGUCGAUUCCGGUGACGAGGCCAGCCUCAGGAUAGACCGCGGCACGUAUCAGUACAUGUUCCAGGACAUCGUCUCCAUAAAGACGAUGCUCCUGAAGCUCAAACGAGUUCUUCAGGAGUCAGGAGAGAACGAUUUGACGAGGACAGAAACUCUCAACCCAUUCGAUAAUCCGAAGAAUGGCCUCUUCUGUAACCUGAACGAGGGUGGAAGUAACAUGACUGACGUGAGCACUUCACCGGGAAGUGGUGGUAGUAGUAUUGCGGACGAACUGGCGGAUCUGAGAAGGCAGGUGGUGUUCCUUCAGGGUCAGGUGGAGGACCGAGAUCGCACGAUACAAGUGCGGGAUCGUACCAUCGAGCUACUUGAGGUAAAUAACGAGCUCCAGAUGUCGAAGCUUCAAGAACCUAAGAAUGGCGAUACUCAAAGCUGUACUUUGUCUACACGCAAUAUCAACAUCUCCUCUGGAGAUACUUGUAACGCCGCUACUCAAACAGAGAAGACACGUCCAGUAUCGGCGGGACCCUCGCUCCUACAGUCACUCCCACAGGAUGGUGUCAUGGGGCCUCUCGUUAGUUGGAGUGACUCGUUGGACCGUCAGCGACCAUCACUGCUCUCCGAGCUUAACUCCGCCGGGAGCCAUCGCAAGCCAAUCGAACGUUUACCUCAUACGCUAAGACUCCGUCAGGAACAGACUCCGACACGUCGCAUCAACGUGCAUGCGAGAAGACACUCGUCGGAAUGCGUGUCCGGCUCGCCCACCAAGCCGAAGAAUUGCAUAAAAUCGCCAUGCGAUUUGAACGACACAGAACAACGUGACGCUAAGAUAGAAGGAAACACUGUCAAGUCUCUCAUUCCGACACCUAGAAAACUACGGCUUUAACGACACGCCGGUUAUAUCGAUCUUUUUUGCGUAUAGCAACGUUUCUUUUCGUUCCAGACGUCCGCAUCCUCGAAGUACAGAAAAUCUUUGAAAGGCAUAUUAAUCUCCUUGCAAAAUAAACAUUUCGUGUGAAUGAUUUGUUCGUAAGGAGAUCAGAUAUGUCUUUUAAAGGUUUUCUGUACUUCGGAAAGAAUUUAAUUUGUAUAUAGUUACUCAAUCGCAUUUUUGCCAGACGGUCUUCGACUGAUUCGGACGUCCAAGUUAUAAAAUGAUCUCGUUUUAUCUGCUCGUAAUUAGUUCUCUGCGCGACAUGAUGUUCUACGCGUUAACAAUGAUGUAUGUAUCAUUUUAUAUUAUGCGUCUUCUGAUAUAAUUCGCCACAAUAUUUAUGUAACGUGGUACAGAGAGUGUCGCGCGAAGCCAUCUAUUCCUGAGCGGAUAUUUCGGUGUGUAAUUCGCGCCCGCGCGCGUUAUGGGUACGGAUACACUUUUAAUAUUAGUAAAUUUCAUUUCUUCACUUAAACGUAAAUUUAUCAAGCAAAUUUUCUUUCUAUAGUUAAUUCGCUGUAAUCAAACAAAAAUUAGACGCAGUUUAUCAUUGUUAAUAAUGUCACAAAAAAGCGUUCGUAUUGUAUUUUAUUUGUCGUCGUCGUUCAAAGAUAUCACAAAUACGUUUGAAUAAUUUUGAGAAAGUUGCACGAAUGUAACUUCGGUUUGUGGAUAUAUCUUGUGACAAAUAGACACGGAUUACGAUUAUAAUUAGUGAAGCCAGGGUAUUAUGUAAAUUCCACAAGUAAUUUUAAUUUAUUGUGUGCUUGGUAUGUGCUUGGUGCUAGUAAGUUCGUAUUCGAUAUUAUAAGUAAAUUCGUAUAUGAUAUUUAGAUUCUCUUGUCUUUCGUGUAAUCACAUCGACAGCACGAAUAAAUCCAAUUCGAAUCUCCUAAUGUUAAAAAUUUAGUUUUUGAAAUUCAAGAUCGUAAUGUAGUUCGAGUUAUUCUUCCGAUCUGUAAUCUCACAGAUUAUAUAUAAUUUUUAUAGAUUAUAUAUUCUUCUAAUAAGCUUGAUAAUUCAAACGAUGUGUAUUAAAAAAAUAUACAUGUUUAUACAGGGUGUCCCAAAAAGGUCGGGAUACCUAAAUAUC